GCGGGGCGGGGCGGGCCGAGCGCGGGCGGCGGCGGCGGCGGCGCGCGCCGGCCUCCGCCUCCUCCUCCUCCUCCUCCGCCUCCCGCACUCGAGCAGCCGCCGCCGGCCGGACGGGCACCGCUCCCGCCACCUCCUUUCAGCCCGCUCGGCCAGCGCCGCGCGCCCUUGCCCGGCAUGUCGGCGGCCGUGGCGUGCGUGGAUUACUUCGCUGCCGACGUGCUCAUGGCCAUCUCCUCGGGCGCCGUGGUGCACCGCGGGCGGCCGGGCCCCGAGGGCGCGGGCCCCGCCGCCGGUUUGGAGGUGCGCGCGCCGCGCCGCGAGGCCGCCCCGCCCGGGCCCCCGGGCCCGCCACCGCCGCCCCCCGCCGCCUCCGGCCCGGGCCCCGCCGCCGCCGCCGCGCCCCACCUGCUGGCCGCCAGCAUCCUGGCCGACCUGCGCAGCGGGCCCGGCGCCGCCCCGGAGGGCGCCUCGCCCGCCUCCUCCUCCUCGGCCGCCUCGUCCCCGUCCUCUGGCCGCGCCCCCGGCGCCGCGCCCGCCGCCGCCAAGAGCCACCGCUGUCCCUUCCCAGGCUGCGCCAAGGCGUACUACAAGUCCUCACACCUCAAGUCGCACCUGCGGACGCACACAGGCGAACGCCCCUUUGCCUGCGACUGGCCGGGCUGCGACAAGAAGUUCGCGCGCUCCGACGAGCUGGCCCGCCACCACCGGACGCACACCGGCGAGAAGCGCUUCCCCUGCCCGCUCUGCUCCAAGCGCUUCACCCGCAGCGACCACCUGACCAAGCACGCGCGCCGCCACCCCGGCUUCCGCCCGGAACUGCUCCGGCGCCCGGGCGCCCGCAGCACCUCGCCCAGCGACUCGCUGCCCUGCAGCCUGGCCGGCAGCCCCGCGCCCAGCCCCGCGCCCAGCCCGGCCCCCUCCGGCCUGUAGGGCCCUCUCCAGCCCGCCCUGCCGCACCCCUGCUGGGCCUGGGCACGGAGCACCAGCAAAACGCCUGCAGUCCACAGCCAGGGGCGGGCCACGGACCGACAGCCCCCGUCCCCGACCGGGGUGGGUCUGGCCCUCGGGAGCCGUGGCUGGGGCCCGCGUCUGUAAAUAGCCAUGUCGGAUAAUUCUCUUCCCACGUGUUACACAGGAACCCCUGGUGGGCGGCCAGCAGGCGCUCCCCUCCCCCCAUCGCCACCUCCCUGCUUUGGAGAGGGUGAGUCUGGGGUGGGGGGGCUGGUGAGCGGCCCAGGAAAGGUGCACCUAACCGGUGCUUGGACCCUGCCUUCCCCAGCCCCCCUCUCCAGGUUGGGAUGAUGUGUGCAAAGAGCCUUAGAUGAACCAGGGGUUACCGCGGCACCCCUGCCCCACCACGCCCGGGGCCCCUCACCCCUCUGAAAGCCAUUGGAGAUGUUCAGGGAAUUGGGGCGUGGCCCCAGCCACCCCCAUCCGGGUACUCAAUCUCAGGUGUCCACAGGUUCUGCCCUGCCACCCAGCUCCCCGGCAGUGGGGGCGGGGGGGGGGGGAGAGGCGGGGAAGGCAGUAGGAUCCAGGAUUUGCUCCUAAGACUGGGGUGGGGAGGGAGAGAAACGGGUUCUUCCAAAGAGCAUUUGACUCACAUGGAGGGGAGGGGGUAACACUGCUGCGGCUGGGGCAAAUGCCUCCUUAUUUAUUUUCCUCUGUCUCUGCUGGUGGGAAGGAGGGGGGCGGGGAGCUGCCCCCCUCUGGGUGGGUGUGUGCGCGUGUGAGUGAGGACUGCUCCUGUCAGAGUCCAGUCCCCGACUUUGGCCUUCCACAGCAUGGUGUGACAAUCAGUCAGUCCCUCCAAUUCGGGACCAUGACAGCAUCGAGCAUAAAGCCCCUGUUCCCUGCAGGUGGAGGUGUGGGGGCCGGCCCUGUCCUGCCACUGGCCCUUCUUCCUGGCGGGUAGCCCCAGUCGCGUGGCCUCUGGACCAGAGGCUGGGGUCCCACCUGUGAGGGCGGGAAGCAUGAGGGCUGACCCCUGCACCCCAUGGGAUAGCUCGUUUUUUUGGACCGGGUAGAAUAUUUUUUCAGGCACCAAUCCCUUUCCUGACCUGGGCCCUGUGGGUGGUCCGCUGUCCUGGGGGGGGGGUGUUGGGGGGAAGGUCUGCUUGAUCUGAACUUAGGGUAGGGAGGGGUAAGUGCUGUGUCCUCUCCUGGUGCAUUCCCACCACAGCUUGGGUUGGGUUUCAUUUUGCACAGGGACUGGGGACCCCCACCCUACAAUGGGAGAGCACCCAGGCUCCCUGUCCCAAGACCCUGAAAGGACCUGCGUCCCACUGUUGGCUGCAGGUUUGUGGCACCUGCGUGUGUUCCAGAACCUUUCUGUCUCCCCUUUAGGGGGCUGGGGGUUUGGAUGGCGUCGGUGUGGACCAGACCCGGCCUGGCAGGAUCCAGGGAUGGGUGCUGGGGGUCCUGGGGAGGAGGCCAGGGAAGCCCUUUUGGAGCUGGACUGGGAAGGGUCGUCUUGCCCUGUCUCUGGGUGGAUCCCUGCCGGGCUGGUCCGUCUGUACCCUAAACCCUCCUCUAGCAGUGUUGGUGAGAUGCCUUAGUCUGUGGGGCAGGCUGGGGUCCCAUUUUCCCCUGUGUCUAUGGACAUCCUCUUGGUUGUCCCACCCCUGGCUGGUGCCUCCCCACAGGAGGUGGGCUGUGGGUCUGAGGGCCCGGGAAGCCGGGGACUCAUCCCUGGCUCCUGUCUAGUGUCCAGGGGCCUGGAGAGACCUGUGCCCCUCCUCCCCCAAGGAGCUGGAGGUCACUGGGACCUGGUUCCAGCCACUUAGCUGUGGCAUCUCAAGGGGGGAAGGGGGGAGGGCUCCCCAGGGACUUGUGCUUUCAGGGGGCGGCCCCCUUCCCCUGUCCUGCCUGGCCUCUUCCUUGUAUUUAAUUAAACCCUUUUUUAAACCCGACUC
This is a messenger RNA of Lutra lutra (Eurasian river otter), 2915 nucleotides long. It is a transcript of the gene KLF16, whose product is annotated as KLF transcription factor 16. Gene Ontology annotation, biological process: regulation of transcription by RNA polymerase II. Gene Ontology annotation, molecular function: RNA polymerase II cis-regulatory region sequence-specific DNA binding; DNA-binding transcription factor activity, RNA polymerase II-specific. The transcript has 2 exons. The coding region runs from base 175 to 930 and encodes 251 amino acids. The record is from RefSeq and is a predicted model, not a curated record. NCBI's taxonomy places the organism in Eukaryota, Metazoa, Chordata, Mammalia, Carnivora, Mustelidae.